Molecule: messenger RNA, 403 nt
Organism: Ctenopharyngodon idella (grass carp)
Lineage: Eukaryota; Metazoa; Chordata; Actinopteri; Cypriniformes; Xenocyprididae
Product: histone H4
Exons: 1
Coding region: 40-351 (103 amino acids)
Biological process (GO): nucleosome assembly
Cellular component (GO): nucleosome
Molecular function (GO): structural constituent of chromatin; DNA binding; protein heterodimerization activity
Source: RefSeq, a predicted model, not a curated record
AUUCAUUUUUUAUCAUAGUCUGAUAUAAUUCAGCGAAACAUGUCUGGAAGAGGUAAAGGCGGUAAAGGGCUCGGAAAAGGAGGCGCUAAGCGUCACCGUAAAGUUCUGCGCGAUAACAUCCAGGGAAUCACCAAACCCGCCAUUCGUCGUCUGGCUCGCCGCGGCGGCGUCAAGCGCAUCUCCGGGCUGAUCUACGAGGAGACCCGCGGUGUGUUGAAGGUGUUUCUGGAGAACGUUAUCCGCGAUGCCGUCACCUACACCGAGCACGCCAAGAGAAAGACCGUCACCGCCAUGGAUGUUGUGUACGCGCUGAAACGACAGGGACGAACCCUGUACGGCUUCGGAGGAUAAACAUCUGAAACCAGGAGAAACUACAAACCCAACGGCUCUUUUAAGAGCCACA